CAAAGUGUUUGUGGCCAUCCCUCUCGCCGCUGCCGUGGGCAUAUUGCGGUGGUUGCCACAGCCGCCAGCUGCUGGUCUGAGUGUGCGUUCACUCCGCAGCUUCACAAACACACAGGGCGAGUGUAAACUGCUCUGUCCAUGUUUUCCGGAAGCGAGGGUGUGAAACAUGGGACAUAUCUCAGGUCAGCAGCUGAUCCUGCCACACACCUAACACAGGAGCCCGUGUGCCCGCCCGUCUGCUGCGCUGUGCGGCCGAACAAUCCUCCGUGUAGAGAGUAAAAUUAAACAGGCACCGCGCAUCCAGACGGGACAUCCCUCCGGAUCCUCUUGAGCGGAAAGCUUAAAGGGGCUUGAGUACCAGAGCCCAUUUGGUUCUGGUGAGACUGAACAUUGGGACCACAGGCUGGCCCGGGUCACGUUGAUGCUGGUGGAAGCUCCCUGCUGCCAUGGCUAUGAGUAGUGAGUCUGGCUGUGAGAGCUUGGAUCCCAACUCUGCCAUACAAACAAGCAGUCUAACAGACAUCAUGGCUGCUAUGACAACAAAAGACUCUGAAAGCUCAGCCGCUAAUGGUGUGAAAAACGGCAAAGCUCAGCAAGACGGGACUCAGGUUAAAAGGACCCAGGUGUUAAGGCCCCACCUGACUGGGAGGAAGCUGUCACUUCAGGAGAGGGGCACUUAUUUGUCAUCAGGCUCUGGUGGAGGCUACACGCACAUUUCGCCUCGUGUGGCUCGUAGGCCGACAGUGGAGUCUAAACGGGUGUCCAUAUCAGACUCUCAGGAUUGUAUCCAGCUGAACCAGUAUAAACUGAAGAGUGAAAUUGGAAAGGGCUCCUAUGGUGUGGUUAAGCUUGCCUACAAUGAAGAUGAUGACAAACAUUAUGCCAUGAAGGUUUUAUCCAAAAAGAAGUUAAUGAAGCAGUGCGGUUUUCCACGUCGUCCACCCCCAAGAGGACCAAAAGCAGCCCAAGGAGAGCAGCCCAAAAUCUUAGGACCACUAGAAAGGGUCUACCAAGAGAUUGCCAUCCUUAAAAAACUUGACCAUGUCAAUAUCGUUAAGCUUGUUGAGGUGCUGGAUGAUCCUUCAGAGGACAACCUUCACAUGGUGUUUGAGUUGAUGCGCAAGGGUCCAGUGAUGGAAGUACCCACGGACAAUCCUUUUUCAGAGGAGCAAGCACGCUUAUACUUCAGAGAUGUUAUCCUGGGCAUAGAGUACUUACACUACCAGAAGAUUAUCCAUCGGGACAUCAAGCCUUCUAACUUGUUAUUGGGGGACGACGGUCAUGUGAAAAUAGCCGACUUUGGGGUCAGCAACCAGUUUGAAGGCAACGACGCUUUAUUGUCCAGCACAGCUGGUACUCCUGCAUUCAUGGCACCAGAGACUUUGUCAGAGAAGCGGAAGAGCUUCAGUGGAAAAGCACUGGAUGUGUGGGCCAUGGGAGUUACCCUCUACUGCUUUGUCUUUGGGAAGUGCCCAUUUAUUGACGAGUACAUAUUGGCUUUGCACAAUAAGAUAAGGACCAAGCCUGUGGAUUUCCCAGAAAAACCAAAGGUCUGUGAAGAGCUGCAGACUCUAAUCUUACGGAUGCUGGAUAAGAAUCCAGACUCCAGGAUCACCAUCCCUGAAAUUAAGAUGGACCAGUGGGUGACCCAGGGAGGCACUGACCCAUUGCCUCUGGAGGAGGAGCACUGCUCUGUAGUGGAGGUGACAGAGGAGGACAUCCAGAACUCAGUGAAGUUCGUCCCCAGCCUCUCUGCUGUGAUCCUGGUCAAAGCGAUGCUGAGGAAGCGCUCCUUUAGUAAUCCCUUUGAGUGCCCGAGCAGACGAGAAGAGAGGUCCAUGUCAGCGCCUGGCAGCCUGCUCAUGGAUUCGUGGCCCUUCCGGCCCUCUUUAAAACGUCACCCUUCACGCAGAAAAAGCAACACAGAUGGACCCAGAGAAGGCGAGCUGGAGGACCUGCAUGAAGACGAGCCCUCCUCCUGAGUCUUAUUGACCCCCUUUAUGAACAAAGCUUCAUCUUAAAUGCCAUCUGCUUCACAUCCCUUUUGCUGGAACCACUGUGCGCUCACACCUUGUCCACAUGCUUUUUUAAAUCAGUGACAUGAAAAUUGUGUUGUUCAUUAUGCAUGAAUUUAAAAAAAACACAGCAUUUUAAAACAGAAGUAUUACUUAUGUAAAAAAUUCAGAUGCUUAUACUUGCUUUACUUUUUUUUUUUUUUUUUUUUUGCUUCCUUUUAACUUUUUUAUAACAGUAUAUCCAGUUCUCCACCUACAUGGUGGAGCUUCUGGGUCCUGAGUUUGUUUUAAAAAUCUACUGUUGAGACUGAGAGGAACUCUGGAUCAUUACUUGUUUUUUUUUAUUAUUAUUGUUGUUGUUGUGGGAAGAGAUUUGUUUAUCAGCUGGCAUUGCACUUAAAUGUGGUAUAGAAAAGAAAAAAUGUUAUUUCUAUGCAUUGUGAUUAAUUACACAUCAUGGUCAGACUGUCCACAAGCACUUGCCAAUCAUGAGGAGAGGAAACCUCCUUUCAGUACUCGUCUCAUUGACUUCAGCAUGUUCAUGAAUUUUUACUGUGUGAACUAUCAGGGCUUUACAUUUCUGAUCAAAGAUCAGUCAUUUUAUUAUUGUGCAUAAAUGUCUUUAGGGUGUCAUCUGUGUUGUUGCUGCAGUGCUUUUCUCAUAUUUGUGCCAUUGGUAACUUAAACAGUUAAAUCUGGAUAGAAAAGAUUGAAUUCCCUCCCAUGCUUCCUUCACAGAACCUCAACUAGCAGAAUUUUUGGGGGGAGGGUUAGCUGUCUGAGGGGGAUUCUGCAGAAGGGAUGGUGGCUUUGCUUUUAACAGGCACACUUCAGUAGGAAACAGUUUAAUGCUUCUUAUCGUGAAUGUUUGUCUAAUGAUUUCUGCUCUCAAACUCUUGUGAGAAGUAUGCAUUUAAAUUAGUUUCCUUUUAAGUCAUUAGAGUGGAAAAAAAGUUGAAAUAUGAGACUUAACGUCUCUUCAUCUUUACCUCCACUGGUAAUUUUCAUACAGGCUUCAACUAAAUUGCCAAUAUGACCUUUUUAAAUUCAAAUAAACUAAAAGAUGGAUAAGGUUAGUUAGCUAACGCUGUUGGAUGACAGAGGCUGACAUUAUUGUGUAAUGAAAGAGAAAUGCACAUUUUGUGUGACUGAAGCCUGCUGUUUGUUGGGCAGUUUAAAUUGCAAACAAUGAGUUGUGUGGUUAAUUUGGUUUAUUUUGAUCAGCCACAAAAAUAUCUCUUCAUCUUCUGCAGAUUUGCGUUAGUUGGAUGUUUUUAUGCAGCUCAGUUUGGUUCUUUCCUCUCUCGGCUGCCUGGUGCAUCACCCCUGCGAGUUGAAGGGCAUGUUUAGCUGGAGAGCUCGUGCAUCUCAGUAUGAUUAAGCUCAUGCUGCCAACAACAGCACUACUUCCCCUUCCACUUCAGUGGCAUCCCUUGUGUGGCUGAUUAGAGAUGUGAAGUGCAGCCCUUUGUAUUUCCUCCAUUAGUCUUGACCUCAGUGUUCUGCAGUGAGGGAUGAAACUGAAAUAUAGAGUAGCAACGUUGGCUGAUGGAGUCUGAAGGGGAAACAUUUUUACAUGUUAAGCACCAGCUUUAGAGGUUUAUGUUGAAGUCAUAUUUUCUGCUCAUAUUAGAGUUAAUGAUAUUAUUUGAGGAUUGGAGAAUGUGAAACGUUUGUCUUGUUUUUAGCCGAGUAAGAGUUGGAGUAAGACGUCUUGCAUGCUGAGCAGCUUUAACGAAGGGCUGUUUAAACCAAAAAGUGUGACCUGCUGUGAUAUAUUAGCUUUAUAUAUCUGCUUAAAAUGUGUUUUAACUCUCAAAACAAUUAUUUUUUAAAUUCAGCUGUGCAGACAUUUGCCUGCAUGAGGGGUACGAUGCAACAGUCUUUGGGCUACUCAGGCCCCUCGUCCUUUAAUGUAUAUUUUAGUUGUUGAAAAUGAAACACGGAUUAUGUUUUAAAUAUUUGCACUUUUCCACUCACAUAUGAAAAUGGUGGCUACGUUUAACACUGCUGGCAGCCAUAAAGCAUUGUACAGUUUGUGAUAAGAGAAAAGCUGUGGUCCGCCUGUAAAAGACCAUAUUUACUGUAUUUGUCAUGCAUCGCUCUCUGCUGUCGCUCUGCAUGUCACAGCAUUGCUGAUUGCUUUCUGCGGAUUUCUGUGAAAAAAUGUAACUGCUGCAGCACCAAGAAUGAGUUUAAAAUGCUGUUUUUAUUGAGUAUUUACAAUGUGGGGUUGGGGGGGGGACACUGAAUGUUUAACACAGAGAAAAUUACUUUCCUUUUAGAUUUUAAAACUAAAAAGAACCUUGAAAGUACAGUAGCAACUAAAAGAGGCUGAGCUGGGCUGUGGAGAGACCCAGUGAUGGAUGAGCACUACCUGCCAAUAAAAAUAUCUUUGAAUCCCUGCACCUAAAUUUAGUAGAAAACCGUAGGGAAAUUUGUGUUUGGUGGAUUAUGCCUUCGUUGCAAUGAUGCAUCUUGGCUAGAAAUCAUAUACCAUUAGAAAGUCUGUUUAUUUCCCUUUUAAAUGGUGCCAUGUUUGUCAGGAUGGGAUAAGUAGGCUGUACCCAUAUAUAUAUAUAUAUAUACUGUAU
Melanotaenia boesemani (Boeseman's rainbowfish) is the source of this 4609-nucleotide messenger RNA. RefSeq names its product calcium/calmodulin-dependent protein kinase kinase 1, alpha a (gene camkk1a). NCBI's taxonomy places the organism in Eukaryota, Metazoa, Chordata, Actinopteri, Atheriniformes, Melanotaeniidae. The transcript is spliced from 18 exons. Gene Ontology annotation, molecular function: protein kinase activity; ATP binding. The record is from RefSeq and is a predicted model, not a curated record. Bases 447 to 1982 code for a protein of 511 amino acids. Gene Ontology annotation, biological process: protein phosphorylation; activation of protein kinase activity; CAMKK-AMPK signaling cascade.